Messenger RNA from Ectocarpus siliculosus, 702 nucleotides. The record is from the annotation of a GenBank genome assembly. NCBI's taxonomy places the organism in Eukaryota, Phaeophyceae, Ectocarpales, Ectocarpaceae.
AUGCUCCGGGCCAUCGACGAGAACGAAUGGUGCUCGGACCUACGCGGGGCGGUCAUGCUACGCCUGGCUUCAGAGUCGGGCUUUAUGCUCGCUAGCAGAGCGGACAUUGACAAGGGAAAGACCGAGCGGGAGUCCCGGAAGGUGUCGUACAAAAGCUCCGCUUUUCACCUUAUCCUGCCAUUUAUGGCGUACUUUAAGGAUCUACGCCUGACGGAAAUCAAGUGCGACGAACACAGCCUGCUGACGAUGGUGGGGCACAUGUGGGGUGCAUAUGACGAAGAGCGAGGAAUUUCAUGUGCAGAAAUGGACAAGGAAGUCCCCGUUUUCCUGCCGCCGAUGAAGUGCACCACGUACCGUGUAGCGCGCGAGGCAAUGCACACCAACCUGGUGUCCGCUCUCCAGGUGGUCACCAACAGGUACACGGACGGUAACGGCAACGCGCGGAAGGAAAUCACGUCCGACUACAUCCUAGAGACGAUGCAGGCUGAGAUCGAUAAGCAGUCGGAGCUGGCCAUGCGCGGUUUAGGGCGGGCUAUGUUCUCCAAGGGUCUGCCUCCAGCCAGGCAUAGCAGGCCCGCGGGUCCGGGCGAGAUCAUGGAGAACAUGACCUACAUGGACGUAUACGGGUGCCAACCCACCGCACCCUAUCACCUCCCCUUUGCAGACACCAGGGAAAAGUCACCCCUGGCGUUAAAAACUUGA